Molecule: messenger RNA, 384 nt
Organism: Aspergillus tanneri
Lineage: Eukaryota; Fungi; Ascomycota; Eurotiomycetes; Eurotiales; Aspergillaceae
Gene: VMA21
Product: vacuolar ATPase assembly integral membrane protein VMA21
Exons: 2
Coding region: 1-384 (127 amino acids)
Biological process (GO): vacuolar proton-transporting V-type ATPase complex assembly
Cellular component (GO): endoplasmic reticulum membrane
Source: RefSeq, a predicted model, not a curated record
AUGGCCAGUCGUCGCCCUCAGGCGCAGUCUGCUGCUGCUCCUCCUUCCGUAGGCGAGAAGCCAUCCGAUUCCGAUGUUACUCCUGCAGUUCCCUCAAAUGUCAUCUUUAAAUUGUUAGGAUUCAGUGCCGCAAUGAUCUCAUCUCCCAUUGGCAUGUACUUUGUGGCUGUGGAGUUUGGAGGUGAUUAUUAUCUCCGCUUGCCUAUUUGGUUCUUCAACGGUGAUGUUUUAUCUAACCACAGUGCAGCCAGUUCAACGGUGGCUGGUAUUGCGGCAGCAAUCACCGCCAAUGUGGUCCUAUUCGCAUACAUCUAUGUUGCAUGGCAAGAUGACCAAGAAGAGAGAGAAGCCUUGGCCAAGAAGAAGGAAAAGAAGGCUCAGUAG